GAAACAGUUCGAUUCGCCUCCAUACUCACAGACGGUGGAGUUGGAGAGGCAGGCGGAGGUGCGAUGUCACCCGCCUCCAGGGGUGCCUCCCCCUCGCGUAUACUGGUUACGGAACGGCGUACCCUUGGAAACCGACACUAACCUAAUUGUAUCCAGCGAGGGCCAUCUCCUCGUGGGCCAGGCGCGCCUUCAGGACACCGCCAACUACACAUGCGUUGCGGAAAACGUGGCGGCCAGGCGUGUCAGUGAGCCCGCGCUGCUUACUGUUUAUGUAAAUGGAGGUUGGUCACCAUGGUCACAGUGGUCAGACUGUAACACGAGGUGUGGCAGAGGUGUCCAAAAGAGGAGUCGCCUGUGUACGAACCCAGCUCCUCUGAAUGGAGGUCUUGCCUGCCAGGGAUCACCAGUCCAGAAGACAGAUUGCACCACUGUGUGUCCAGGAGGAGUGUUCGAUGAGAACACAGUCAUUAUUGCAGUGGACGGUCGGUGGACCUCGUGGUCAUCCUGGUCGGCGUGCGGACCAGACUGCAAGCACCAUCGCCGCCGAAGUUGCACGAAACCGUCGCCCAGUAACGGCGGGAAAUACUGCCCAGGCAGGGAUCUCGUUUCCUCCAAUUGCACAGGAGAAUUGUGCCCUGGGGGGAAAGAAGUGAACUCUGACGGAGGGCAACUCGCAGAAGAAGCAACGCGCGCCGAGGUGGAGACGGACGUUGCCCUGUAUAUUGGACUCGCCGUCGCUUUUGCCGUCUUCACUCUGGUGGCCGUGUUUAUCUUCCGCCUCCUGAGGAGGAAGGGCCGGGACCACAGCAUGUACAACAUGGCGGCUUCCGAAUAUCAACCAGAGUACUUCCCGGAGCACGACAAGAAGAACCUGUCUCUGCAACAACCCUCACAGCAGCCGGACUUGACACAGACCGUGGUAGGCGUGUCGGUGCCUCCGUGCUACGAGUACCCCUACUCGGACCCACCCAACAGCAAGAACGGCGGGCUAUCUCGCUCCUGCAGUGAACAUCACUACGAUGUCCCGCACCUGAGUAGUCCCCCUGGGGAUCCCCCGACAUCCCCCUCGACAUCCAGCCAUUCUAUGGACAGUAGCAGCUGUCCUGUCACUGCCACGCCGCCUGUAGAGACAUCUAGCGAGAAGCCUGCACACUCUGAUUCCAACCAUAGCAUCAGCAGCUUCUGUUCUUCAUCCUCCAAACCUGAUUCAACUUAUGACAUUGCAGCCCAAACCACUACGCCAACAACCCCUCCACCAUCUAUCAUUGCUGGUGUAGAUCCAGAAUGUAUUGUUUCUGCAACUGUAACAUCAGCUGGAGCCAGGCUCAGCCUACCUGAGUCUGGCAUUUCACUCAGUGUGCCUGAAGGGGCUUUAUCAAGAGGACAGAGAGAAGAUGUAUUCCUAGCUGUACUCCGGGAAGACAGACAUCGCCCAAAACUUUCAGAUCGUCAGACACAACUGAGUCCUGUAGUGAUUUGUGGUCCAGCAAAUGUAGCAUUCAAGAAGCCAGUGAUUGUGAACUUUCAUCACUGCGCCAGUCUGAAACAUGGGCACUGGAGUGUUUCUGUUUGGUGCAGCUAUUCACAGCCAGAAGAGCCUCCGGUGUGGCAGAAAGUUGUGACACUGGGUGAGGAGACAAUCAAUACUCCAGUAUUUACACAGCUGGACCAUGGACAAGUGUAUCUGGUGACUGAUCAGCUCACUCGCUUUGUUCUGGUUGGGGAAUCAGCUGGAAAUUGCAACAAGGCUGUGAAGACACUGAGACUAGCAGUAUUUGCCCCGUCACCAAUACUACAUCCACAAUCACUUGAUUAUAAUGUUAGGGUGUACACAUUAGAGGACAACAUGGCAGCCCUUGAGGGAGUGCUUCAGAUGGAGAAAAAGCUGGGAGGUUGCCUAAUGGACAAACCAAAGACCAUGUUAUUUCAAGAUGGUGGUGCUAGUUUAUGCCUUAGUAUGGAAGACAUAGGUCCAGGUUGGAAAAGCAAACCUCAGGCUGACUAUCAGGAAAUUCCAUUCCAUCACAUCUGGAGUUCAUCACAUAAUCACCUGCAUUGUUCCUUCACAUUGGAGUGCACUGACAGACUGAUGCAUACAGUGGCCUUCCGAAUACUGGCAUGCCAAAAAGGAAGCCAGACACACCGCCAGAUGUUCAAAGUUAACACUGACCUGCAUACUUCUGUACCUAACAUGACUGUGGUUCCAAGUAGCCCAGCACUGUCACGCCCCCCACGAGCCCUCACGGUGACAACUAGCAGCGGCUGCAGUUCAAUGGUAACUACGUUGGAUCCAACUACGACAUCACCUUUCAGAUUGCAUCGGUCUCUUCGGAAACAGCUGUGUCUUUGUCUGGAUCCUCCCAAUGCUCGAGGUAAUGACUGGAGAAUGCUGGCACAGAGUCUCAAUGUUGACAGGUACAUCAACUACUUUGCAACAAAAGCUAGUCCAACAGGGCACAUUUUGGAUUUGUGGGAAGCAAGGCAUAGAGACCCCACAGCUGUUACAGACCUCCUCAACAUUCUGAGGGUGAUGGGGCGUUCUGAUGCUGCCUCACUACUAGAGAAGGAGUUGGGCCCCUGGAUAUAACGAGUGCUUGUACAGAUCAGUGGACCAAUGCUUCAUCCUUGUGUACAUAUGCAUUUAAAGAUAAAGCGAGUCUGAGAUAGUUUAUUUUAAAAAUUCUGAUGCUGCCAUAGUUUAACGUUGGAGUUCUGUGACUAGGAAAUAGUGUGGUGUAACACCACUAUAUAGAGGACUGAUUGAUACUUGUAGAUACUAGGUGAAAGUGGUAAUACUAUUUCAACUGCAGAAACAUGACAUUAGUUUCAUGUUUGCCUGUGGUUGUAGGAAGGUUACAGGUUGUCGAACCAAGAAUUAUCAUUAUGAGUAUGUUAGGUUCAGACUAUAAUGUUUUGUGAGACACCCUAAAGAAUACAUUAAAACAAUUUUAGUGCUCAUUAUGAAGACUCAGUUGUGGUGUUUAAUCAGCCAUAAUGUACCAGGAAAUCCCUUGCCUUACUUAGAUGGUACUGGCAAAUAUACUGCAUUAAAAAUUGUAAAUUUUCAUUGAAAAAUACAGUUUUCAUCACAGGCAUAUGUCUUUGUUCAUGAGGGAUAUAUUCCUGAGAUGUCUGAGUAUAUGGUCAUGGACUCUGAUAGGAUGUAUCGUUUUGAUGAAUUAUGUGUUAUUAUUUUUUCUCUUCACAGUUUUUACAUUUCCAGUUACAUUGCUGAUAUCGUUUUUCUUUCCUUUGGGAGGCAUAGGUGCAAAGGAAAUAUGAAAGAAAAAAGGUAAAUUUUAUGAGAUGUUGUUGGUACAGUUGUGAGGUGCAUAAUGAGGCAUGCGAUAGCAUAUGUGUGUGUUAGAUGCUAGAAGACUUAAGUGAAGCUAAUAAAUUGGCACCAUGACAAACUAUUCAAAGAAAAUUUACUAUAAUAUAUUCUUGGAGGCUCAAUUGCAAGUAAAAAAAAAUGAAUAGUGAAUUCAUGAAUAUGGGUAACCACAUAUAUCGCAUCUGAUUGUAGGUACCAACAGAAGAAUAUUUUAAAUGAUGCAAUGGUUUUAAGAUUAUUGUGUUUGAACAUGUUUGAAAUUUAUAUACCAUACUUAGAAAUUCUAGCUAGAACAAUCAGCAGAAAACAGUGGGUCCCAAGCUUUGAGAUUGGUGAACCUCAAAGCUUGUGCACAGCUAUUUGGAAAUAUUACAUUCCUGCACCACUGCAGAAACUGUUUGUGAAGUGCCAUGCUUACAUGAAAGAAGGAAGUGCAUAAUAUACUGGUACUGAGAUCUGUACUGCAGAUUUCUUCACAAAGAUAGAGAAACUGUGGCAACUUUCUUCUGCUGUUUCUCAUGAUUUUGUAAACCAAUUCUGUCCUUCAUUUUUUCCUUCCAAAUUCUUAGGAAAUAUUAUGAUUUUACUGUGUGAACAAUUGAUUCUUCUUUCACUGAUGUCUGUAGCAAUUUACAGCCUUACUGUAUAUAAUGUUCUGUCUAUAUAAUAUUGUUCUGCUUGAGUUUUUUUUUACAGACAUCUUCUCAGCUUAGAGAAUAACAGUUACUUGUCAUCAUAUGGGACUGGCAGUCAUAUUUUAACUUAGAGGUGUAACUGUCAUCAUCUGUGAAUAGAGGAUUUUAAAUUAUACAAUAUUAUUGGACUGGUGGCCACAUUUUAUUUCAGGGGUUAAUUGUAUUGGCUGGCUGUAUCAUGUAUGCGGUUCAUUGAGCACUACAAUGCAUAGUUGGUAGUGGUUCAUAUGAAAAAUUCAUUAAGUCUUAAUUAUCUGAACAUUUCUUAGCGAGAAACUUUCUGUGUACAGUAUGCAGUUCAAAUUUAUGCCAUAUGGUUUCCUGGACUUCAAGUAACUGCUUGUGAACCGUAUGUUGUUUUUCUGCUUUGUAAUGCUUCAACAUGUAAAAAACCCAUAAAAGUCUGGAAUGUGCAUUUUAGUACAUUAAUCUUAAUGACAUGGAAAUAGGAGCUUAUGGUCAGCUUUUAAGUUACAGGUAACAGUUAUAGUGCUGGAAGAGAAUAUAAUGCUUAGCCAGCUAACCACAGGCAUGCACUUUUAUAAUAGGGCAUCUCACAGACAGUUGAGGUUAAUCAAUCAAAUGUGAAUUAGAAGUUCAUAGUUUUGUUUUCACUAUUUAAAUAUUUAAUAAGGUUUUAUUCUCAGUCUCUUAAGAUAUGUUCUCAAAGUCAGAAAAAUAAACCUUUAUGAAUGUCCAUGAUAACUUCAAGGGAGGUGUUAGAUUCUCAGGUGGUCAGGGAGUUUCAGGAAUUCUGAGAUUUGAUGACCAUGUCCUGACUUGCUUUCUGAUUUUGGAGUGAUUGUUGAAAUUAAAGAUUCAGUCAUCGAACCUCUUAAACGUGAUGCAUCCUGUCCUAAUUAUGUGAUCAGCACACUUGUUAACAUAGUGUCAUGUACGUUUUGUUAUUAUGUUUUCAUCUGUUGGAUUUGUAGUUUUAAUAUUCCAAGUCUGUUGCUAAGUGAUAUGAAGGUACACGUUUGGUGCUCUAGUAUAUAAUCUGUGCAGUCAGAAAAGCUACAAGAAGAAAUAUACAGUAAGAACAGUUUUAUUAAAGCUAUGCUGUUCUCUAUGGUUCUGUAUGUAGCAUAUGAAUUACUUAGAAACCUGAACCUGUAUAACUGAUAUAUGAAUAAUGUAAGUGUAAAGCAUCACCUAUUGUAUAAAAGCAAAUUGAAAACUUAAAACAAGCAUGGUGAACCACUGCCACAAAUUGGCAUGCCAGAGCAGUGUGUUGUGUCUUCCCGCAAGUACUAUCAUGUGGAAAUUAUGCUGGUAGGUAUAUUUGCUUGGGAUACAAAAUUUUAACUUGAUGUUUUAUGGAGCAUUAGCUGAAGUAAAUGUGACCAGUAUUUUGACCCAGGUGUAUGACAGUUUCCAGCCACCAAAGUGGUCUCAGUACUUCUGAAAGAUUGUCUUUUACCACUAGAACUUUAUAGUAUAUUCUUUUAUGUUUCUUUGUUCUCUUUGAGGCUGUAAAUGUAAUUUCAGGAACAGUUUUUUGUUAACAAUUUUCAGUUAUUUUGGUUUAUGGUUACAAGAAAAACACUUAAAUAGAUGUAAUAUACACAUCACAUUUAAAUAUUUGGAAUAUGAAAUCCUUUCCCUAGCAUCAGUAUCUUUCAUGUCACUGUACAUUUUCUGCAGUCAAGGUAGCAUUACUUUAUUAGUCGUCAUGUUGACUUACAUAUUUCCAAAUAUAUGAAAGUUUACAAAAGGACCUUGAACAAUGAUUUCUUAAAUACUGCACCAUUCUUAAUAUUUACAAUUUUUCAAACCAUUAAAUCUUGGAAACUGUAAUCAUGCUGCAUAAAAUAAUUUAUAAUGUUGUGUUUUAGUGUCCUGUUGCACUGAUUUUCAUCCAUGAUAUGUAUACAGUGGCCA
This is a messenger RNA of Cryptotermes secundus, 5913 nucleotides long. RefSeq names its product netrin receptor UNC5B (gene unc-5). The transcript is spliced from 15 exons. Gene Ontology annotation, cellular component: membrane. Gene Ontology annotation, molecular function: protein binding; netrin receptor activity. The coding region runs from base 809 to 2587 and encodes 592 amino acids. The record is from RefSeq and is a predicted model, not a curated record. Lineage: Eukaryota; Metazoa; Arthropoda; Insecta; Blattodea; Kalotermitidae. Gene Ontology annotation, biological process: motor neuron axon guidance; netrin-activated signaling pathway.